ACUUCAGAGAAUAUCCAGUUAUUAAGAAGCAUUUAUUAGAUGCGUUUAAUAAAUUAGUUGAUACCAAUAAGCACGAGGAUGUAGUGAAGGUUGCUCUACUUAUGUGUGUAGAGUAUUUUGUUAGGGGAACCGAAUUGAAAACUAUGUGUAACAUGGAUUAUAUGUACCUAGUAGACUCUAUAGAGGAUUUCUAUAGCUAUCCUUGGGGUAGUUUGGCCUACAAUACAAUGUCGUAAGGGGUCGCAGCUGCUGUGAUGGCAUCAGGUGCGGUUCGCUACAAUGUAUAUGGUUGUGUCUUUCCUCUGCAGAUAUGGGCUGUAGAGAGAUUACCGGCCCUACAAGAGUGUGUUAUUUCAUUUGUUCCCUCGCAAAUUCCACGCUUCAUUCAAUAUCGAGGUUGGAAGGGUUGGAGGUACAACAAAAUAUAUGCAAUUUUUAAGAGUGAAGCUACUAUCUUAAUAAAGAACUUGGAACCCACCCUACGAGAAUGGGAAACGGACGCCGUUCGCUUGCUCUGUGAUAGUUUUCAGGUCAUCGAAACUCAGGAAUUGAGCGAUGAGGGUAACGAGAAUGAUGACGAGGGGUUGGGAUAG
Magnolia sinica is the source of this 593-nucleotide messenger RNA. RefSeq lists its product as uncharacterized. NCBI's taxonomy places the organism in Eukaryota, Viridiplantae, Streptophyta, Magnoliopsida, Magnoliales, Magnoliaceae. The transcript is spliced from 5 exons. The record is from RefSeq and is a predicted model, not a curated record. Bases 255 to 593 code for a protein of 112 amino acids.